Molecule: messenger RNA, 1377 nt
Organism: Protobothrops mucrosquamatus (brown spotted pit viper)
Lineage: Eukaryota; Metazoa; Chordata; Lepidosauria; Squamata; Viperidae
Gene: ESRRG
Product: estrogen related receptor gamma
Exons: 7
Coding region: 1-1377 (458 amino acids)
Biological process (GO): regulation of DNA-templated transcription
Cellular component (GO): nucleus
Molecular function (GO): sequence-specific DNA binding; DNA-binding transcription factor activity; zinc ion binding
Source: RefSeq, a predicted model, not a curated record
AUGGAUUCGGUAGAACUUUGCCUUCCUGAAUCUCUUUCCUUGCACUACGAAGAAGAGCUUCUUUGCAGAAUGUCAAGCAAAGAUCGACACAUUGAUUCUAGCUGUUCGUCAUAUAUCAAGACGGAACCAUCAAGCCCCGCCUCCUUGACGGACAGCAUCAACCAUCACAGCCCUGGUGGCUCCUCUGACGCCAGUGGAAGCUACAGUUCAACCAUGAAUGGACAUCAGAAUGGGUUAGAUUCACCACCACUCUACUCUUCAGCCCCAGGUCUUGGGGGCAAUGGGUCUGUCAGGAAACGAUAUGAUGAUUGCUCCAGUACCAUUGCUGAAGAUUCACAAACCAAGUGUGAAUAUAUGCUGAACUCAAUGCCCAAAAGAUUGUGUUUGGUUUGUGGUGAUAUUGCAUCAGGGUAUCACUAUGGUGUGGCUUCAUGUGAGGCCUGCAAGGCUUUCUUCAAGAGGACAAUUCAAGGUAACAUAGAAUAUAGCUGUCCAGCAACAAAUGAAUGUGAAAUCACAAAGCGCAGACGCAAAUCCUGUCAAGCUUGUCGUUUUAUGAAGUGUCUAAAAGUUGGAAUGCUGAAAGAAGGAGUGCGCUUAGACAGAGUACGUGGUGGUCGCCAGAAGUACAAGCGCAGAAUAGAUGCAGAAAAUAGUCCAUACCUGAAUCCUCAACUAGUCCAGCCAGCUAAAAAGCCAUAUAACAAGAUUGUCUCCCAUUUGCUGGUGGCUGAACCAGAGAAGAUCUAUGCCAUGCCUGAUCCCACUGUGCCUGACAGUGACAUCAAGGCUCUCACCACACUUUGUGAUUUGGCAGACAGAGAGCUGGUGGUCAUUAUUGGAUGGGCUAAGCAUAUUCCAGGAUUUUCCACUUUAUCGCUUGCUGACCAGAUGAGCCUUCUGCAGAGUGCUUGGAUGGAGAUUUUAAUUCUGGGCGUAGUGUACCGAUCACUUUCCUUUGAGGAUGAGCUUGUCUAUGCUGAAGACUAUAUUAUGGAUGAAGAACAGUCUAAAUUAGCAGGCCUUCUUGACCUCAACAAUGCCAUCCUGCAACUGGUAAAAAAAUACAAGAGCAUGAAGCUGGAGAAAGAAGAAUUUGUCACCCUCAAAGCUAUCGCGCUUGCUAAUUCAGACUCUAUGCACAUAGAAGAUGUUGAAGCUGUCCAGAAACUUCAAGAUGUCUUACAUGAGGCUCUGCAGGAUUAUGAAGCCGGGCAGCACAUGGAAGACCCACGCCGCGCUGGCAAGAUGCUGAUGACUCUGCCAUUACUCAGGCAAACCUCCACCAAGGCUGUGCAGCAUUUCUAUAAUAUUAAAUUGGAAGGCAAAGUCCCCAUGCACAAACUAUUUUUGGAAAUGCUGGAGGCAAAGGUCUGA